Molecule: messenger RNA, 1428 nt
Organism: Aspergillus aculeatinus CBS 121060
Lineage: Eukaryota; Fungi; Ascomycota; Eurotiomycetes; Eurotiales; Aspergillaceae
Exons: 3
Coding region: 1-1104 (367 amino acids)
Biological process (GO): positive regulation of proteasomal ubiquitin-dependent protein catabolic process; protein polyubiquitination; ubiquitin-dependent protein catabolic process
Cellular component (GO): cytoplasm; ubiquitin ligase complex
Molecular function (GO): ubiquitin conjugating enzyme binding; zinc ion binding; ubiquitin protein ligase activity
Source: RefSeq, a predicted model, not a curated record
AUGACACCAGCUCGUCGAUGUACUGGCUGCGCGGAAGACAUAAGCCGGGCCAAAGUGGCACGCUCGCACUGUCCGCAUAAAUACUGCUCAUCUUGCCUAGAACGCCACUUCAAGUCCUCACUAACAGAAGGGGGCCGGUUUCCUCCAAGAUGCUGCGGACGGCCCUAUGACAUAGCCGCUGUGAGCAAGCACCUCACACCUGAGACCCUCCGGCAAUACGAGAAGAAAAAGGUUGAGUUCGAGACUCCGAACAAAGUAUACUGCUCGCGUGGACGGUGUUCUGCCUUCAUCCCCUCAACGUGGAUCGCCAACAACACGGCAAAUUGUCCCAACUGUGGCCACCAGACGUGUGCUGUCUGCAAGGAACCGUUUCACACGGGAUUUUGCUCACAAAACACCGACUACAACCGACAGAUGAGCGCCGCGAGGAAAUACGGAUGGCAAACAUGUCCUCACUGUAGGCGACUCGUGGAGCGUCAUUCCGGAUGCCAACAAAUGGCGUGCCUUUGUGGCGUCGACUUCUGCUACUUCUGUGGUAGAGUUUGGAGGACCUGCGGGUGUAAGGGUCCGGCUGCUGAUCCCAGGGCUGACGAGUUCGCGCAAAUCAUGGAGCGCUCGGAGAACCUCCCUUCUGGAAGCGUCGAUUACAUCGGCCCCGCCUUUCCGGAUCGUGGUCAUGCUACCCCUCCUGCAAACUUCCCUGAGGCUCCCCAGAAUCCCCGUCGCUCUCGGGGUGGUGGGCUUUUUGGACUUUUCACAGGCCGUCGCCAUGCCCGUGCCCGGGAUCCUCCAGAAUCUCCCGGGUCGCCCGUGGCCACUCCGCGGGGUGGUCCGUUCAUGAGCGGCCCGCCCCAGAGUCCCGCCCCUACAGAACAGCGACCUCAACCGGCUCCCCAAGCCCAUCCGUCUUCCCACCUCUGGGGCCAACCGUUUCGGAGUCACCUCGCCGUGGGUAGUAUGGUGAGUAGCCACCUUCGCCAGCAAGAGCUUCGGCGCGGUGGGAGGUACCAGCCCGAGGCGUACCAUCUGGAGCGGAUCAGACAGGAAGUCCUCGAAUUUCGGCGCCAACAUGAGAAUGACUGGAAGUUCAACGAUGUAAUUUGAUGCGGCUAGCUUCUCCUUCCUGCACUGCAGGAGAGAUCCAGUUUUCUGGUGAGUCGUGCGGUGAAGGAAGGAGACCGUGGAGGAUGCGCCAUAUCUCUGAAUCUAUUGUACCCGUGUAUUUAGGGAGUGCCGUGGAUUUGCAUACUUUGGAGGUUUCACCACUUACCGGCGAAACAGGACUUCGUUGUCUGGGUACUUGCUGUAUCCUUCUUCAGUUUGGAACGGAGUCGAACUUGAGGCUGGAGCUCGAUGUUAUUUCUCUGUGUUGGCCGUCUCGUGUUGAUUUUUGAGUACUUUAUGAUUCUGAAAUUCGAUAGGGCUUUU